AUGCAAACUUCCGAAGCCGGGAUCAAGGCUCCUUCCGGCUUCCCCCUGCCUCCCUGUGCUACUUUUCACCUUUGCCCAACUGCCUACUGCUUCAUCUCUCCUAGAAACUGCAUCCAGUGCCUGGCCCAGCCCACUGAGGCUCAGGAGAAAGUGCUCAAACCAGCUCUUGUCUGCAGUUUAUUCCCCAAUGUGCCUCCAACCAUCUACUUCAGUACUCGGGAUGAGAGAGUGGAAAAGCUGCCUUGGGAGCAGAGGAAACUGCUGCGAUGGAAAAUGUGCGCAGUCACACCGAACAUAGUGAAGCAAACCGUUGGCAGGUCCCACUUCAGAGUCAGCAAAAAAAGCAGUGACUGGCUGGGUUGCUGGGGCCACCACAUGAAAUCCCCCAGCUUCAGAGCCAUCAGGGAACACCAGAAGCUAAACCACUUCCCUGGUUCAUUUCAAAUUGGGAGAAAGGACCGUCUGUGGCGCAACCUGUUGAAGAUGCAGGCUCGCUGUGGGAAAAAGGAGUUUAACUUCUUCCCCCAGUCCUUCAUCCUGCCCCAGGACAUCAAGUUACUCAGGAAAGCGUGGGAGGAAGGAGCUAGCCGCCAGAAAUGGAUUGUGAAACCACCAGCAUCAGCAAGAGGCAUUGGUAUCCAGGUCAUCCACAAAUGGAGCCAGCUCCCCAAAAGGAGACCACUGCUGGUACAGAGAUAUCUGCACAAACCCUAUCUCAUUGGUGGGAAGAAGUUUGACCUGAGGAUCUACGUUUACGUCACUUGCUAUGAUCCCCUCAGGGUCUACCUGUUCAAGGAUGGAUUGGUUCGCUUUGCUAGCUGCAAGUACUCCUCCUCGAUGAAGAGUCUCAGCAACAAGUUUGUGCACUUGACCAACUACAGUGUGAACAAGAAGAACACAGAGUACAAAUCCAACUCAGAUGAAACUGCUUGUCAGGGACACAAAUGGGCACUCAAAGCUCUCUGGAGUUACCUGACCCAGAAGGGAGUUAAUAGCGAGGCCAUCUGGGAGAAGAUUAAGGACAUCGUUAUCAAAACCAUAAUUGCAUCUGAGCCCUACGUGAACAGCCUGGUGAAGAUGUACGUGCGGCGGCCGUAUUGUUGCCAUGAGCUGUUUGGGUUUGAUAUCAUGCUGGAUGAAAACCUCAAGCCCUGGAUCUUAGAGGUCAACAUUUCCCCAAGCCUCCACUCCAACUCCCCACUGGACGUAAGCAUCAAGGGCCAGAUGAUCCGGGACCUCCUCAACCUUGCUGGCUUCAUUCUACCCAGCACGGACAGCGUUGCCUCAAGGCCACAGACAAGAAGUGGCUCUACCUGCAGUGCUUUGAAGGAGAAGCCCAAGCCAGCAUCUGAGCAUUUCAUAGCAGAAAAGAUGAAGAAGGCCUAUUACUUGACGCAGAAGAUACCUGACCAGGAUUUUUAUUCUUCUGUCUUGGACAUCCUGACCCCAGAUGAUGUUCGCAUCCUGGUGGAGACAGAGGAUGAGUAUUCCCGGCGCGGGCAGUUUGAGCGGGUGUUCCCCACCCACAUCUCCAUGCGAUACCUGCGCUUCUUCGAGCAGCCUCGUUACUUCAACAUCCUGGUGACCCAGUGGGAGCUCAAAUACUGCUUGAAUAAACGCAAAGGUCUGGAGCUACUGAAGAACUGGUGUGUCAAAGGGUACCACACUGGGGCAGGGACAGAUUUGGCCCAGACGUGGUCGUUGCCAAAGUCUUUCUUCCUCCAGAAGAACAGCAUUCAAUCAAACGGCUUCAGCAAACUGGAACUGGGCAGACUGGGCACGCUCCUCCCUUCCACUGGUGAGGACCUCACAAGAUGCCUGGAGCCCAGCCCUGCUCAGAGCUUACCUCUCAACAAGUGCACUGGUGGAGCUGACCAGAAACCUGCUGGCUGUCUCUCGGACACCGCCCUGGUGAUGUGA
Molecule: messenger RNA, 1920 nt
Organism: Cariama cristata (Red-legged seriema)
Lineage: Eukaryota; Metazoa; Chordata; Aves; Cariamiformes; Cariamidae
Product: tubulin polyglutamylase TTLL4-like
Exons: 15
Coding region: 1-1920 (639 amino acids)
Biological process (GO): microtubule cytoskeleton organization; protein polyglutamylation
Cellular component (GO): cilium
Molecular function (GO): tubulin-glutamic acid ligase activity; tubulin binding
Source: RefSeq, a predicted model, not a curated record